This is a messenger RNA of Cokeromyces recurvatus, 2185 nucleotides long. Its product is annotated as WD40-repeat-containing domain protein. Gene Ontology annotation, molecular function: protein binding. Lineage: Eukaryota; Fungi; Mucoromycota; Mucoromycetes; Mucorales; Mucoraceae. The transcript has 9 exons. The record is from RefSeq and is a predicted model, not a curated record. The coding region runs from base 69 to 2111 and encodes 680 amino acids.
UUUUUUUUUUUUACUCUCUCUUUCUCCUUUUCUUUUUAACAUCUUUAUUUUAUUUUCUCCUUUCUGUAAUGACAAUCUCGGUCAAUUCAACAAAAGAUAAAUUACAACAGUACAAAACUAAACUUGUCAUGGAAGAAAAUAAUUCGAUAUCAAAUCAAAUAAAAAAAUCCUCUUUAUUAUAUUUCGAAAAGAAAAAUUUAAUUGAACAAGAGAUUAUUAAAGAAGGAAAAGGAAAGAACAAUAUUUAUUUACAAAUAGAAGAAAGAAAUACAUCAAGACUAUGGCAUGAAGAAGAUAUAGAAGAAACAAUAAGUAUUACUUCAUCCAAUCAUAACUCAUUCUCUGAAGAAGAUGAGGAAGAGGAGGAGGAAGAAGAAGAAGAAGAAGAAGGAAAUUCCUUUUCGACUACUUGUAAUAAUAAUCUUAUACUAGAAGCCCAUGAUUCAUUAUCACCAGAACAUAAAAAUUAUGGAAGAUAUAUAAAAAUAAAAACAAAGCGUAAAAGACAUGAUCCAGCAUUUUCUAAACUGAUGCUAGUACAAACGAUUUCAACUUCUCAUCAUAAAUAUGAUACACUAUCAGCAUCACAUUCUCAUCAUGACAUAAUGAAUGAUCAUCGUAAACUGUCUGAUAUCUUGACUGAGCCUGGUUCAAAUUAUCCUUAUGGAGCAAUUUGGGUACUUCGGUUUAGUAAAGAUGGUUGUUAUUUAGCUUCUGCCGGACAAAAUUGUGUUAUUUGUCUUUGGAAAGUGUUAGACGAAUCUUAUGAUAAUAAUAAUGGCCAUUCAAUCAACGUCCUAGAUGAAGCACCCUUUAUGGAGUAUACAGGACAUGAAGCUGAUAUUCUUGACUUGGCCUGGUCAAAGAACAAUUUUUUAUUAUCAAGCUCAAUGGAUUAUACAGUAAGGCUAUGGCAUACAUCUCAAAAGGAUUGUUUAUGUGUAUUUAAACAUUUGAAUUUUGUAACCUCUGUUGAGUUUCAUCCUAAAGAUGAUCGUUAUUUUCUUUCUGGGUCCAUGGAAGGCCGAAUUCGAAUUUGGAGUAUACCAGAAAAACGGGUGGCAUUUUGGAAUGAAAUACCUGAUAAUAAAUAUCCAACAGCAAUUGGAUUUACAUUAGAUGGUAAGACUGUCAUUGCAGGUUCACAGGAUGGUUAUUGUUAUUUCUUUGAAACACAAAACUUAAAGUUUAUAACACAAAUCAAUGUAAUGAAUAAUUAUGGUGGUCAUCAUCAUCAUCAUCGAAGGCUUACCAAAAGGGGCCCCAAGAUUACAGGUAUUGAAGCCAUGCCUGGGAUGCCACCAGGAGAUGAAAAAAUUUUAAUCAGUAGCAAUGAUUCCAAAGUAAGAUUAUAUAACUUGAAGGAUAAAAGUUUGAUUUUUAAAUAUAAAGGAUUAGAAAAUACAUCACUCCAAAUUAAAGCUACUUUUAGUGAUGAUGGAAAAUAUGUUAUAAGUGGUUCUGAGGAUUGUCAUGUUUAUAUUUGGCAUACAGAACAAACUAAUAUAUCAUCUUUAAACCAAGGAGGUUCAAGAAAUGAUAAAUAUAUGUUAUCAGAUUUUGAUAAUCAACAAAUCCCAGUCUUAUCAACUCAUAAACUUACAUCCUCUUUACAUCAACAGACUCGUAUAUCGAAAUGGUUAGCAAAAAAAAGACAAGAAAGACACCAAACUGAUAAUUCUAAAACACAUGAUCGAGCUGAGUAUUUUGAAGCCCAUGAUUAUGUUGUUACAACAGCCAUUUUUGCUCCUACAAAGACAAGACAACAGAUAGCAAGAACGAAACAGGAUAGGGGGGUAGUCCACAAUCACACUGUACUUUCUAAUUUAGAAAAAAGUCCUAGUCUUCAUGGUCAACAAGAAGAGACAACAUCAUACUCUUCUGAAGGUCAUAUCAUGGUCACUGCAGAUUUUCGGGGUUUCAUAAAAGUAUGGCGCGUUGGUUCUGGUUAUUAUCAUGAUAAAAAGAGGAUCACCACUACAGAUUUUUCUUCUUCUUUUAAUAUUCAUGUUUCAUCCCAAAAUGGUGAAUCACAGCAUAAUAAACUCUCCUCAUCGCCUAAAAUUCAUAGAAACUUUGGCUUAUUUAAUACUUUUCGAAAUGUACAAUAAAAUAUAUAAAUAAAUAAAUAAAUGUAUAUAUAGUCUCUUGUUUUAUUUAUAUAUGUCUAAAUGAUAUACAUAAU